Messenger RNA from Nymphalis io (European peacock), 3680 nucleotides. RefSeq names its product DCN1-like protein 5 (gene SCCRO4). The transcript has 9 exons. Bases 371 to 1120 code for a protein of 249 amino acids. Gene Ontology annotation, molecular function: ubiquitin-like protein binding; ubiquitin conjugating enzyme binding; cullin family protein binding. The record is from RefSeq and is a predicted model, not a curated record. Lineage: Eukaryota; Metazoa; Arthropoda; Insecta; Lepidoptera; Nymphalidae. Gene Ontology annotation, cellular component: ubiquitin ligase complex. Gene Ontology annotation, biological process: protein neddylation; positive regulation of ubiquitin-protein transferase activity.
UUCUCCUCUCCGCCGCUGUGUUUGCACUUUAAUUUUGUAAAAAAAUAUUAUUAUUUGUUAUGAACGGUAUGUUUUAUGUGAUAUUAGGGCACUAAAAAUAUCGGUUGUAUCCUUUUAUUUCAUAUAAUCUCGAUAUUAUUAGUUUUAUCAUCGAAUUAUAUCCAAGACAUCAAUACUGCUUAUGAUUGUAAAUCACUUCGCUGCAUGUUUUUUUAUGAUAUUUUUGUUAUAUUAAUCUCAGGUUAUUAUCGACCUGUCAAGUAGACAUUUUUUCGUCAAGCUGUCUCCGCAAAUUCGCAAAAUAGGAGACGAAAAUCCUUUCAAGUUCUCUAGUUUUAUAACGAAUCUGCCACCUAUAGGUGGUAGAACAAUGCCGCGGUGCAGCAAGCGUACGCGCAGCGGCGCUCCUGCUGCAGAUCUAUUACCUGGCACUACCUCCCUUGAAGAUCACCAUCACCACAAACGUUCCAGAAAUACUAGUUCCAGAAGACAUUCCAAAUCAGAAGACACAAGUUUCAGUGUAAAAAAAUGCUUAACUUGGUUUAAAGAAUACACAACAGUUUCAGAACCAGAUGUUUUAGGACCAGAAGGCAUGGAAAAAUUUUGUGAAGAUCUGGGUGUUGAUCCAGAGAAUGUUGUGAUGCUAGUCAUUGCAUAUAAAAUGGGUGCCAAACAAAUGGGUUAUUUCACACAGGAGGAAUGGAUAAAAGGUUUAACAGAACUUCAAUGCGAUAAUGUGCACAAACUACAAAACAAAUUAGAAUAUUUACGCAAUUUACUCAAUGACCCCUACAUAUUUAAGGCAGUAUAUAGAUAUUCAUAUGAUUUCGCAAGAGACAAGGACCAGCGCUCGUUGGACACGAGCACGGCGCGCGCGCUGCUGGGCGUGCUGCUGCCGCGCUGGGCGCUGCGGGCGGCGCUGGGCGACUUCCUGGCGCGCGAGCGUCGCUACCGCGUCGUCAACCGCGACCAGUGGUGCAACAUCCUUGAGUUCAGCCGCACCGUCGACGCGCAGCUCACCACCUACGACGCGGACGGAGCAUGGCCAGUAAUGCUAGACGAAUUUGUAGAAUGGCUUCGAGCUGAGCGAGGCGGGGAGUCCUCAAUGCUGGCCAGCUGAGACUGUCCACCUGUCAAAGGCAAUGUCACACAUUUAUUAAAUAUGUGGUUAAAAGGUCAUAGAUGAACUGGGGAUUACCUAAUCAAAAUCAACUAACAUUCUCCAAGAAAAUGUCAAAUUUCGAAGAUCAUAAUGUAAUUUAUUUCAAAUCAUAAAUAGAACAUGUGCUGCGUUUACCAAUUGCCAUUCAAAUAUCCCUUUUAAAGAUAAUAGACAAAUAAAAAAUAUCAUUUUGGGCUCCAUCAUACAUUUAACAUGAAACUCAUCAUUUAACACAGUCAUAGUGUAGAGAUAAGGAGAAUUUUCUUUGUGUAAGAAGUUUCCAUCGAAGUGUAUGAAAUUCAGUGGCACUGACCGAGUUAGAGGGUGAAAUUUAAGGUAACGCGCAAAUAUGUUAUAUGAAACCCGAUUUGCAUACAUUUCGGUGGUAAUUUUUUUUUUUUUUGGAAAGAUAUAAAUUACACUUCUUACCUCUACACUGAGUCAGUGAGAAAGUAACUUCUGAAUAUGUUUUUUUGUUAUAAAUCAUCGAUGUUUCUUGUGUCAGCUUUAAUUGACAAAUGUAAGUGGUUACAAAUCCAAUGUGAUAAAUAUAUUCACACAAUUUGUCAUCAGCCUCAAAAGGGUCGGUCUGCCGACGGCUCGACCGGCGACGUGGCCACGUUACACUUUAAUUGUAAGUCCUCAUGUAUAUUAUUAAUGUUACGAUUCAUUUUAUUUGUAUUUAUGUAUAUUAUGAUUUCAGCGUUAAUUCACGCUUCAUAAAUUCUGGAUCUAAUGAAUUACACGUGAGCUUGUGUGAAUAAAAGUUUUGACAUGUGCAUAUAUGUUUUGUUAUAAUUUUUGCAAUUUUCUUUAGUAAACCAUUGUGUAAAAUUUGUUGUUAUAAACAUUAAUAUGUGUAAUGUGUAUAGUUGCAUGUAAUAUGCUAUGUCGGUUUAAAAAAUCUUUUAAUUGUUAUCAACGAUAAUAGCAGAAAGUUGAUGUGAUUUUGUAGUGUAAUUUGUCUGAUUCAGAGAUAAUUUGCUUAAUACACACCAUUGUAUUCCAAUAUUUUAUUGUGUCGCUAUCAUUUAAAUUGUAUGCAAUCUCAAAUACUCUGAAAUAUAUUUCAUAUCUGUUGAGAAAAUAUUUGUAUAAGAUAAUUUAUUUAAUUUUUUUUUCUCCCACCGAAUCAGUUAUGUUAUUUCAAUAAAAAAAUAGUACAAGCAUUAAUGAGUAUAAUUUUUAAGUGGCAAGCGUAGACUCUGUUAUUUAAAAACCGAUUUACUAAUUUUAGGCUGUUUUAAAAAAUAUAUGCUAUUGAUUUCAAAGACUUUGAUACAGAUGAACAAAAUUGCAAAUUUAUGAGAAAAAUAUAAUUAAUUAAUUAACAUUUUCAUAAUUUUAUUGUGUCAAAAUAUUAUAGUAAUAGUACUAUGACAACCUGAACAAAUAUGUUAACAUCAAUUGUAGGCCAAAUAUGCAGUAGAAAAAGGGGUUGUAGUACUUAAUAUACAGAAAUAAAUCAAAUUAUUAAUAUGUGUGGUCCUGCCCUUAUAUGUAUAACCUUCAAAAUUAGACUAAACAUUUAAAAUAUAUAUAUUUGUCACCAUAUUUAUAUUCUAUUUUAACUGAUGCUAGUUUUUAAUUUUCUGCAAUAUCAUUCUCAAAUUAUUGAAUCUAUCGAAUUAAACAAUUACAGAUAUACUUUGAGAAGAUCAGAGAUAUAUUAACAGCUAUGAAUUCUAACUUAUGAAGGAAGAAUGAUGGGACAUUGAUAAUUUUGCAUUAUGCCAAGUCUCGACGCGCACUGGUCAACAUAAGUGCCGGAUUAUAUUACAUAUUUUGACAACUUGCUUUGUAAAUACCCACCAUACACGCCUUAAUAUUUUUAUAAUGAAAUAACAAAUAUUAAUAUUCUGAAUGUGUAAUAAUAAUAGUUUUUAUAUAUACAAAGCAAUAAUAAAUUCUCACCUCAUUCCACUUAUAAUAUAGUAAAGGAUAAAUGUUACAAGUCAAGUUGUCAAAGAUUAAAUGCCAGUAUAAUCAAAAUAUUAAUUGUAGGUAAUCGAUAUGUGAUCGAUAUGAACUCGACUGAAAGCUUUCUAUUUUAAGUGUCGCUUACUUCGGAGACUAAUUUGCAUUUUUGUAUUUCGUCUAGUUCGAAAGCCUGUUUUAUGAGCGACAGUUGAAUUUAUCUGUAAAAAAAUAUUUUUGGCGCCAUUCUUAAAAGGCGUUCAACUACGGUACUGUAAUUUCAACGUUAAAUUAAUUAUAGAAAAUUGUACUCAUUAUAGUGUUUAACAAAUUUAAGCGAUAUAACAGGCUUCUGAACUAUUCAAAGAUAAAACAAUGCUCUAAAUCAAGUUCCGAUGGACUAGAACAUCUAGUCUAAUACCAUAGGUUUAGGUGUAGAUAUGGUUUUUUUAUAAGACAUGUAGGUAGUAUUUUUCAAAUUCUUUAUGAUUGUAACGAAUACGGUGUUUCUGUAAGAAAGCGGUGUAUACAAAAAUUAUCUCAAACGUUUAGGCCCCUUGUACCGAAUGUCAUUGCAAGAGAAAUAAAUAAUUCAAAAAUU